GCCUGGUCCCAGGAAGUGAACGUAGGACGUGGAAGCAGCCUGCCGAGGAGCGUUUCGUUUAAUUCGGCAGCGUAACACCAUGGCGGCGCGAUGCCCGGAGAAGCUGGCCUCUCUCUAUCAGCGCUAUGAGGAAUAUGUCACAAAAAAUCCGGCAGCCACUGCCCAGCUGGAGAGCACGGUCCGGACGCUAUCCUAUCUCAUUGCUGGUCGAUUUGCAGAUUCUCAUGAACUGUCAGAGUUAGUGUACUCGGCCUCCAAUUUGCUUGUGCUGUUGAAUGAUGGCAUACUGCGCAAUCGACUGUCCUGCACCCGUCCUCUGCCCGUAUCACAGAAGAAACUGCUCACUUGGCUGACCAUCCUUGAGUAUGUGGAGGUCUUCACCGAGAUGGGAGCAACCAAACUGUGGGGUGAAGGGGGGCGUUGGCUGGUCAUUGUUCUCAUCCAGAUAGCAAAAGCAGUUCUCCGCAUCCUGCUUCUGUUCUGGUACAAGUCCGGCAUCCAGACGUCUCCUCCCAUCGUUCCCUUGGACAGGGAUACUCAGCUACAAGAAAAAGAAGCAGAGGAUGAGGAAGACGUGUCCUUUGUGGGCCAGCGAUCUGGAAGAGUAAUGCGACCUUUGGCCAGUGGUCCUUCACAGCACAUCCGUCUCUGGGGGGCCCCAAAGCGGGUCAGGAGACACGGCCAUCAGGAAGACGAUGCUUCCCACCCCCCCACGCCCCUGGGCCUACAGGAGACGAUUGCAGAAUCCCUGUAUAUCGCACGGCCCCUAGUGCACUUGCUCUUCCUUGGACUUUGUGGAAGACGGUCAUGGAAGCCAUGGCUAGUAUCUGGGAUUCUGGAAAUAACAAGUUUUGGUCUGAUGAAUGACACAAAGUUGCUGAAUCGACGGGAGCAAGCAGAGAUGAGACGCAGGGCAUUCCUCCUGUUCUACUACCUGCUCAGGUCCCCGUUCUAUGACAGAUACUCUGAGACGAAGAUUCUGUUUCUGCUGCAGUUGUUGGCAGACAACAUCCCAGGAGUUGGAUUAGUUGCACGUCCUUUAAUGGAGUACUUACCAAUAUGGCAGAAGAUUUAUUUUUACAACUGGGGUUGAGACUCUCAAUCUAAAAAUGGUCUGAAAACAAUGUCACCAAAAGGAUCACAGCAGAGAAUUGUUUGGAGCAAAUACAGAGAAAUUGCUUCAACCCCAUGCAAGUCUGCGAUAGCGUCUGCAAAAAAUGCACGAGAGUUUGAAUCAGUGGUACAAACUUCGUUGUACUACAUGUGGGCAGCUCAGUUUUUUCCUCUUUUUAUAUAUUCUGGAUGUGAUUUCUUAAUUUUUGUCAUCAUUGCAGGAAAAGUGUGAUACAGGCUUCAUUUUGGAUUUUUUUUUUUGGAAACAAUUCCAUAUUUUUCUCACAGAAUGUAAAUGAUUGCCCAGUAAUCCACUGGUUUAUAUGGGAGUGAUAAGUACAAGUUGCUUUAACAAGUUUCUUCAUUCUGCUGGAAGGUCACUAAGUUCUUGAAUGUGUGUGGUCAUUCCUGUAAGCUGAAUGAAAGCACUUCUCUGAUGAAGUUUUGUAAUGGCCAUUUAUACACCACCAGGGUAACACAUCAUCUUAGGGCCAUAGGACUAACUAGAAUGAGAUGGCUGGUUAUCUAAUGAGUUUUUUUCACCAUGUGAAAAGUACUUUUGUUUGUUCCCAAGAAAAAAGAAAAUAUUAAACUUUUUAAAUGUUUUCCCAAUGAGAAUUCAGACUUGGAAAUUUUUCAUGAGAAUGUAUGUAAAAAUGAUUUUAUAUAAAAUGAGUAAAUAGUCAAUGAAUAAAAACAGUCCUACCAAGUGUA
Paramormyrops kingsleyae is the source of this 1827-nucleotide messenger RNA. It is a transcript of the gene pex16, whose product is annotated as peroxisomal biogenesis factor 16. Gene Ontology annotation, cellular component: peroxisomal membrane. Lineage: Eukaryota; Metazoa; Chordata; Actinopteri; Osteoglossiformes; Mormyridae. Gene Ontology annotation, biological process: peroxisome organization. The record is from RefSeq and is a predicted model, not a curated record.